AUAUAAAAUUAAAAAAAAAAAAAAAAAGCCUUCUCUCACUUCUUGUGUUACUUUGGAAGCCCACCUCUCUAUUCCCCUCCUCUCCUUCUUUGGGACCGGUCUCCGAAUCCAAAACCUCUACUGUUUUUGGCAGCUGGAAUAGGGGCUGAGGAAAGAGCCAUCUUUGGAUUCUUUUCCUUGUCAUUUUAUUUUCUGGUGUGCUCCCUUCUUUCUGGACUUGGUGGGGGUUAAAGUAGUGCAUCCCCCUACCUAUUCUUAUAUUCGCUGCUCUUUAUUUGUGAUCCAAAGUGUUGCUUCCUCUGGCAUUGUUGACCUUGCUGCUAUUUCUUUGGAACCACUAGGCUUCAAGACACAGUAGAGUUCGUCUGCACUAAAGCAGCCCUUUUCUCAACUUUCAGAUCAUAUAUUGGGAUGAUUUCCUUGUUGAGUUGUUAGAUGUCUUAUGGCAGAGAUCUCUCCCACUCCAAGCUCCUCUGUUUUGAAGCAGAAAUCAGAAAAAGGCCUUCCUUUAUCUCAUUAGAUAACCCUUCCUUAGUUUCUAUCCCAUAUCACCACUCUGCUGGGUUCCAUCCCUUAGAACUCACUUACCUCAUAUGCUUCUCUAUGAGUGCUUCUUUCUACUCAAAUUUGUUAUAUCCAAGUUACCAAUGAGGAAGAGCACUGUAGUUCAGGCUCUUCUUAUCCUCCCACUCCUCACCUUCCAUGUUUUCUCCCAGCAAGAAGGCUCAACGGCCCCAAUGGAGAAGACAGAGCAAGAAGCUCUGUAUUUGGCGAUCCAAAGCUUCGUCGGCAAAUGGUGGAAUGGCUCAGAACUUUAUCCGGACCCCUGUGGCUGGACGCCGAUCCAGGGAGUAUCAUGUGAUUUUUUGGAUGGCCUGUGGUAUAUAACCGUCCUCGACAUCGGACCGGUACUGGAAAACUCCCUUGAAUGUACCCAGGAUGCAAAGUUUAGCCCAUUACUUUUCAAGUUCAAGCAUCUGAAGAGCCUAUGCUUCUUCAACUGCUUCUCUCCCCAUCAACCCACCACCAUCCCAUCCAGCAACUGGGAGAAGCUCGCUGGAAGCUUAGAAACCUUGGUGUUCCGAUCGAAUCAAGGCCUCAUUGGAGAAAUUCCAGCCAGCCUCGGUCAACUUACCAAUCUCAAGUCCCUAGUUCUAGUGGAGAACUCAUUAGCAGGAAUGCUGCCUCGAGAACUCGGCAGCCUAGUCCAUCUAAAGAGGCUGGUGCUCACAGGAAAUAGAUUCUCUGGUCAAAUUCCGGUUUCUCUGGCAGGCAAUCUCUCGGAGCUCUUAAUCUUGGACCUCAGCAGGAACAAUCUAAGCGGUCCUCUGCCAUCAUCUUUUGGCGGUCUCACUUCACUGUUGACACUAGAUUUGAGCAACAAUACCUUAGAAGGGAGUCUUCCAUCAGGGCUCGGAGAGCUGAGGAAUCUUACCCUGCUAGACCUCAGAAACAACAACUUUUCUGGUGGAUUAACUCACUCUCUUCAAAGCAUGACCUCCAUCCAAGACAUGCUUCUCUCCAACAACCCGCUCGGUGGGAAUCUCAUGGAGUUUGGGUGGGAGAAUCUAAGGAAUCUCACCACCUUGGACCUCUCCAACACAGGUCUAACUGGGGUGAUUCCAGAUUCUAUUUCCAGUUUGAAGACAUUGAGAUCCCUUGCAUUGGACAACAACCAUCUUUCUGGCAGUGUGUCUCCAAAGCUUGCAACUUUGCCUUCUCUAGGUGCACUCUAUCUUAGCGGUAACAAUUUGACAGGAGAGCUCGAGUUCUCUGAAGGGUUCUAUAAGAGGAUGGGGGGGAGAUUUACUUCCUGGAACAAUCCAAAUCUCUGCUACAAUUCUGAGGUGAUGAGCACAGGACAUGUCCCUGUGGGUGUGGAGCGUUGCAAACAUGAGCAAGAGAAUUCUGUUUAUAACUCAAGUACAGAAAACAUCGUUAGUAGUGGAAGCUCAAAUCAGAAUUCAGGUUUGCUGGCUUCCUUUGGGUUCUCAGCUUGCAUCAAUGGGUUCUGGUGGGUGAUUGUAGUCCAAGAGCUGGUGCCUUUGUUGCUUUUGAUUCUGCUAUAACAGGCACGUAUCAAUCAUACAUCUAUUGUCUUAUACAACCGCUUUUUAGGGACCUUUUAGGGACGUUUUGUAAUGAGAGUUGGAAGCAGGCAGGAUACUCUCGUGCAUUGUGGUAGACCAGCUGAUGAAUUACUCUUAGUGCUUCCCAACAUGCAAAAUGUAUUUAUGCUAUACAACUUAACUUUUGUUAUAUGAUGAUCACAAAUGUAACUUUUAUUAUACAGUUGUUUAUCUCCUCUAA
Messenger RNA from Elaeis guineensis (African oil palm), 2310 nucleotides. RefSeq lists its product as uncharacterized. NCBI's taxonomy places the organism in Eukaryota, Viridiplantae, Streptophyta, Magnoliopsida, Arecales, Arecaceae. The record is from RefSeq and is a predicted model, not a curated record.